AUGGAUCGUAAGAACAGCUUUGUGUACGAUCCAAAGGAAGGAGGAAUUGAGAAGGACUCGUUGUUGGACGCAGAGUGGAGUGUGGGCUCUUGCGUCAUUGAUAACAAGUUGUACACUUUUGGUAGCAAGAAGAGAAUAUUUGUGUUCGACCCAAUCGCGAGGGUUUGGAGUUGGGUGAAGGGUCUCAAAGAUCUUCCUGGGAAGCUUUAUGGUUCUAGAAUGGCGAACCGAGGUGGGAAACUUGCAAUCUUGUUUAACCUUAAAAAGCACGAGACGGAAAUUUUGUAUACAGAGAUCGGAUUGGAAAGGAGAGAAGGAGGAGAGAUUUGGGGCACUCUCUUGUGGUCUCAACUUGUGGUUUCUUUGAAAGAUCCCUCCACCAUUGUACAGUCUCUUGUCGUAGCAGUUUGA
Thlaspi arvense is the source of this 411-nucleotide messenger RNA. Lineage: Eukaryota; Viridiplantae; Streptophyta; Magnoliopsida; Brassicales; Brassicaceae. The record is from the annotation of a GenBank genome assembly.